AAUGGAAGCAACGUUGCGCCGCGCCGUGAACGAGAUCUUCUUCCGCGACACAUGGAGUUGGCCGACGGUAGCGACGUUCCUGGCAACCGUCGUGGGUACAUUCUACAUGUCGAAUGCAUUGUCACGGAUGGCGUUCUCGUUUAUCUUUGACGGGCCAAGCCAACAACGUCGAACCGCUCCGAUUGCUGUGCCCGCUCACGAUAUCGAUGACUCUGAUGAAAGUAGCCAUGAUGACGAGAGCAACGACGACAGUGAUAGUGCAUCGUCGUCGACCAGUAGCUCUGACGAGGACGAGACAUGUCCUCCGACCGGGGCAUUCGUUCCCAUCAAGAUGCGGAUUCCCUCCAUGCUCGAUAUCGAUCCGGCCGUGGCCAUGGUGCGGGAGGUCGACCACUUAAAAUCUUUAUAGUGUCCAAACUCUAUUCAU
This is a messenger RNA of Aphanomyces astaci, 427 nucleotides long. RefSeq lists its product as hypothetical. The transcript has a single exon. Lineage: Eukaryota; Oomycota; Saprolegniomycetes; Saprolegniales; Verrucalvaceae. The record is from RefSeq and is a predicted model, not a curated record. The annotation marks the transcript as partial.